GGUGAGUCUCUUUUUCAAUGACCUAUUUAAAUCAUUACAUAUUGAUUCUUGUCUUAAUAAACAUCUUCUGAAAUCUCUCUUCAGCAUCACAGCAUGGCUUCUGUGGGUGCAUUGUUAAUGCUUUUGCCCGUUGCGUGGACAUGCUCUCCCCAAAAAGCAGACUACGUUAUGGUGUCAUGUUUCCCCAACGCCAUCAUUGCCAACGUCCCAGAGUGUCCUUACGGUUGGGAGAUAGAACAGCUGUCCCUUGGUGGAGUCUGUUACUCUGGAAUACACAGCCCAGGCUACUACCGCUUCAUCAUCCCAGACCUGACUCCCAAAAACAACUCAUACUGUGGCACGCACUCUGAGUACAUACCCGGCAAAGACCCUAAGUACGUCUUCUAUAACUCCAUUGUGUCCAACGACACGUCGCUCACGAUCAGAAACCAGCCGGUGAACUACACGUUUAGCUGCAUGUACCGAGCAGCCUAUCUGGUAAAUAACGCAGUGUUCAGCCAAAGAGUGGCAACAGUUUAUGUCAACAACGGGAGUUUAGGCACUUUUAGGUCACAGUUGUCCAUGACUGUUUUCACGAAUUCAAAGUUCCUGUAUGCCAAAGAUGCUCCCUAUGUGAUCCACACGUCUGAGAUCGGCUCUGAAGUCUUCAUUGGCAUUGAGGCCAAAGGACUAAGUAACAGAUUCAAAGUUGUGAUAAACAACUGCUGGGCCACGCCUACUCCAUACUCAACAGACAAGAAGAGGUGGAGUCUCAUCAUCAAUAGCUGCUCCUCCGAUAACACUGUGACUGUUUUUGAGAACGCCAAAGACAGCCGCUCCAUGUUCAAGUUCAACUCUUUCCGCUUCCAACGGCUGGAGAAGGUUUCCACCGUCUGGCUGCACUGCGAGGUCCAGGUCUGUGAUGGAGAGAGGCUCGUCUGCCAGCCAGCCCCCUGCUCUUCCAGAAGUCUGUUAGCAGAGGCAGAACCGAGUGGGGGGGUCCUUACUGCGGAGUUCCACCUUAAAGGUAUUAAUUCCUCCAAUAACGGACACAUGAAAGACACUUCACUUUUCAUCCUGCUGGCUGUCUUCAUGAACACAUGUUGUAAUUUAGUAAAUGGAUCAAGAAUGUGGUAAAGCUCAUAUUCAUGUCACCUCACACUCAAAUGAAAGGAAAUUUUCACCUACUCUCAGAUAUUAUUUGUAUUUAGCCAUGGAUACUCUUUUAAAAGGUCACAUAAAUACUUCACUGCUUUCUCCAAUAAAGAUUAAAUGAGAUUUUGGAAAAUAAAUUAUCCUUGUCCCUUUUGUUUUUAAUCAUGAGUAACCUUUUAAAAUCUUUAAUGAAUUACAAUGUUGGUAGGUCAGUUAACUGUUUCAUCCCACAGGAAGUUUGAAGCAGUCCCUCAACAAGGCAGAAAACACAUUCAUAUUUAAUAAUAAUAUUUAUUAAUUUCCAAUAAAUCUACCCAGAACAUGUGUGAAUGGAAUUAUUGAAACAUAACCAUUUUGAUUUCAUACAUCACUGUUGAAUCUGAUUACUCUUUAUGCACUCCUCAAACCAUAUUGGGAUUAGAAGUGAUAAUGUUGUUGUAUGUUUAUUAGGUUUUUCCUCUUCUCUGUUGCUGCAUAA
This is a messenger RNA of Eleginops maclovinus (Patagonian blennie), 1612 nucleotides long. RefSeq names its product tectorin beta (gene tectb). Lineage: Eukaryota; Metazoa; Chordata; Actinopteri; Perciformes; Eleginopidae. The coding region runs from base 94 to 1116 and encodes 340 amino acids. Gene Ontology annotation, cellular component: cell surface. Gene Ontology annotation, molecular function: extracellular matrix structural constituent. The record is from RefSeq and is a predicted model, not a curated record. The transcript is spliced from 10 exons.